AAUCAUUCGUGUAGUAAUCGUGGAAUAUCAUUUUAAAUGUUAAUGAUUUGCAGGAUCUUUGUAUUAUACUUCAUUAUUGAAUUGAUUUCAUCACAACCGGAACCAGUUUACAUAAGCGAUGAUACUAAAGAUGUAUUCAUUCAACCUGAAACUAAUAUAACAUCACUUAGUCCGAUUAGGCUUCUAAUACUAUCAUUAGACGAGGUUAAAGUAAUGAGAUCAAUGGUUGACAAUUUGAUUACCAAACUAAAUAUUAUAUCAUCUUCAAGUUCAGCUAAUAAGCCUCUACAUAAUGGAUUAUUAUCAAAUCUUUGCAUUAUUUCUUAUAUUAUUCUAACACUUAUAUUAAUAUUUAGAAAAUACUGAUGAUACUACUAUCAAAGAUGUUUAUAAUUAUGAAUAAUUUCAAAAUACACAUAUACAUUACGAAUGAGUUUUUUGUUAUUGUGAUUGAACUACUUAUAUCCAUUAAAGUAGUAUAUAAAUGAUAGUCAGAAAUAGAAUGUAUUACAGUUGAAAGUCGUUAAAGGACAGAAAUGGGGACAGAAAGUAAUUGGUAUGACGAUGGGCUGAUAUUUGCAAAUGGAACAGUCAAGUUUGAGACAAUGGACUGAUAUUUUGGCAAAUGAAGUAUUUACUGUAUGGUUUUUAGAUUUUACUGAGAUAUUCUGUAAUUUCGUGUUCAAAUAUACUCGAUUGUCCCCAGUUAUGUUCUUGAUCAGUAGAUUUUGUGUCGUUGCCAACCAGGAGGGGGAAGGGUGCUGUUCUGCGGAUCUUGAUGUGAGCCUGGAACUUUUGAACUUGUUAUAAGUGUGGUUUGUGCCACUUAUAUCGACAUAAGUAGUACAUGAUUGUAGUCAGGAACAGAAUGUAUUUCAGUAGGUUGUAAAAGGGCGGGAACGGGAACAGAAAGCGAUUGGUAUGGGAAUGCAGGAGUAAUGAAGUCUGG
Messenger RNA from Schistosoma haematobium, 949 nucleotides. RefSeq lists its product as uncharacterized. Lineage: Eukaryota; Metazoa; Platyhelminthes; Trematoda; Strigeidida; Schistosomatidae. The record is from RefSeq and is a predicted model, not a curated record. The transcript is spliced from 2 exons. The coding region runs from base 37 to 366 and encodes 109 amino acids.